UCUGAAACUCGCAUUUCCCAGACCCAUCCUAAUGCCAGCAAACUGCCAUUAAAGGAUUCUUUCACUUAUGAUGACUACAGAUGGGCAGUUUCCUCUGUCAUGACACGGCAGAACCAGAUUCCAACAGAAGAUGGUUCCAGAGUUACAUUGGCUCUAAUACCUUUAUGGGACAUGUGUAAUCAUACUAAUGGACUGAUCACUACAGGCUACAACUUAGAAGAUGACCGCUGUGAGUGUGUAGCGCUUCAAGAUUUCAAGCCUGGAGAACAGAUUUACAUUUUUUAUGGCACUCGGUCAAACGCUGAAUUUGUGAUCCACAGUGGUUUUUUCUUUGAUAAUAAUUCACAUGACAGAGUGAAAAUAAAGCUUGGCGUGAGUAAAAGUGACAGGCUGUAUGCUAUGAAGGCAGAGGUCUUAGCUCGUGCUGGUAUCCCAACUUCUAGUGUUUUUGCCUUGCAUUCCACUGAGCCUCCAAUCUCUGCCCAGCUUUUGGCUUUCCUUCGAGUGUUUUGUAUGACUGAGGAAGAGCUGAAGGAACACUUGAUAGGCGAGCAUGCCAUUGACAAAGUCUUCACUCUGGGGAACUCUGAGUUUCCCAUUAGCUGGGACAAUGAAGUCAAACUUUGGACAUUCCUAGAAGCCAGAGCAUCCCUUCUUUUGAAAACCUAUAAAACAACUGUGGAGGAUGAUAAGACCACCUUGGAGACCCAUGACCUUACUCCGCAUGCGAUAAUGGCCAUCAAGUUGCGCUUGGGUGAGAAAGAGAUCUUGGAGAAAGCAGUGAAGAGUGCGGCUGCCAGCCGAGAGUAUUAUACCAAACAAAUGGCAGAUGGAGCUCCAAUUCCGAAAUAUGAAGAGAGCAAUAUUGCCUUGCUGGAGAACACUGUGGCAGACUCUAGACUCCCUAUUGUCUUGAGAAACCUAGAAGAUGUGGAAGAGCAAGGGGACUUAAAGAUUGAUGAAGCUAUUGAUGCUGAAGUCACAGAGAAUGGGUUUGUAAAUGGUGAAAACUCUCUGUUUAAUGGGACCAAAUCCAAAAGCGAAAACCUAAAUAAAGAUAAAAGUAACAGAGAGACUGAAGAUGCCAAAGAAUCUUCUUCAGAAAGUACUGAUGAGGUUAAAGAAUAGUCUUAAAAACUUAUCCUUCUUAUGAAAUUAAAUUAGCUGAAGUUUA
This is a messenger RNA of Merops nubicus (carmine bee-eater), 1174 nucleotides long. RefSeq names its product SET domain containing 3 (gene SETD3). Gene Ontology annotation, molecular function: protein binding; histone H3K4 methyltransferase activity; histone H3K36 methyltransferase activity. The transcript has 7 exons. The record is from RefSeq and is a predicted model, not a curated record. The annotation marks the transcript as partial. Gene Ontology annotation, biological process: actin modification; peptidyl-lysine monomethylation; peptidyl-lysine trimethylation. NCBI's taxonomy places the organism in Eukaryota, Metazoa, Chordata, Aves, Coraciiformes, Meropidae.